AUGCAUGUUUCAGCUGUUAUUCAUCCGCUUAUCCUUACUCUCGCCUGCGUGGAAACGGCUGAUGCAAGCUUCAUCGGCGCCGCUGUCAGGGGUGUCCGUGCCGGCACAACGGCCGGUCGCAUGUCGGGCAGCGUCAACACCUUGGUCCAGAACGCAUUUCGCAACGUCCGCACCAUGUUGACGCCUGGAACUGGCCAGAUGGCUACUAGGAUCAAGGAUCGCGCGGCUGCUGUUCGCCAGGCCAUGACCCUCUCGGAAGAGGGAAAGAAGUUCCUCAAGUUCGGCAUUUUGAGCAGCACCAUCUCUGGGACUGUGUCCGGCACCAUCUCCGGAAAUAUUAGCAAGAACAGUAAGAAGACACGCCGUCUGUACACCGACCGCUCGGAGCUUCUAUCUCGUGAGCUCCUGGCCCGCCAGGAUGAGGUCGCUGAGCCUGGUGCCGCGCCCGAAGGCAUCAGCCAGUACGAGUGGGACCUCUGCUUCUGGGACACUGUUACUGCUGCCCACGUUGUAAUCUCAGGCGAGAACAAUUGGAUCCAGAUGGACGGCCUUCCCCCCGUCUGUGUCAUGAUGAACGACAAUCUGGCCGGGGACCCUGAAGCUGGCACCGGUAUCAAUUGCGGUGAAGGCUGCAUUCGAUACGAAAACCUUUCGCCCGAGGACUUCAACUCCAUGGCUGAUUACCUCAAUGGCCUUGUACCUUAA
Molecule: messenger RNA, 705 nt
Organism: Verticillium alfalfae VaMs.102
Lineage: Eukaryota; Fungi; Ascomycota; Sordariomycetes; Glomerellales; Plectosphaerellaceae
Exons: 1
Coding region: 1-705 (234 amino acids)
Source: RefSeq, a predicted model, not a curated record